AUGGACCGCGCCCUCGAUCGUAGUCUUGACGAGAUCCUUGAGGAGCGCAAGCAGAACAACAGAAGUUCUCGCGGCGGCCGUCGCCGCGACAGAUCCGAUUACCCCAGAGAUGGCGUCAGAAAGUCCUUCAGAGAUGACGCACCGCGGAACCUUGAUUCCGAAUGGGUCCACGACAAGUUUGAAGAUUACGGUACCCGCCGCUCUGCUCCCAGACGCAGAUAUUCUCCCGAGCCGACCAGCGAAACCAGGGGCACCAAGCUCAGGGUAGACAACCUUCACUACGAACUGACCCAAGAAGACCUCGAGGACCUCUUUUCCCGCAUCGGCCCCCUCAUCAGCCUCGAGAUGAAGUACGACCGCGCCGGCCGCUCUGAGGGUACCGCCUUCGUGACGUACGAGUCCCGCCGCGACGCCCUGCAGGCCAUCCGGGAGUACGACGGCGCCAACGCCGCCGGCCAGCCCAUCAGGCUGACCCUGCUGCCCGGCGGGCCGUCGGCCGGCGCCUCGAGGGGGGGAGGCCGGUCCGGCGGCAACCAUCCGUUCGACUCGUCCGCCAACGCCGGCCGCCCGCUCGCCGAGCGCAUUACGGUGCCCGGGCAGGGCAGGUCCCGCUCGCUCUCGCCACACCGGAGGGGGCCAGGUGGCGGCGGCGGCAGGGACUCGGAUGAGGAGGCUGCGCGCAGGGGGGUGGAUCGGUAUCGGCCCCGCGGAGGCGGCGGAUCCGGCAGGCUCAGUAGGUCUAGGAGUCCCAUUGGUGGUCGGGGUGGAGGAGGCAGGCGGAGGGAUGGUGGUGGUGGUGGUGGUGGUGGUGGAAGGAGGUCGGGUGCCCGGGGUAACCGUGGCGGCGGCGGUGACCGGAGCGGGCGGCCCAAGAAGACGCAGGAGGAGUUGGAUGCCGAGAUGGAGGACUACUUCAACAGCGGUAGCGGUGGAGGCGGUGGCGCUGCGCGGCAGAGUGAGGGUGCUGCGGCGGGCGCUGCGGCGGGCAUCAAUGGGGCUGUUGCGCAGCAGCAGCAACAGCAGAACCUGGGCGAGGACAUUGACAUGAUUGAGUGA
Thermothelomyces thermophilus ATCC 42464 is the source of this 1056-nucleotide messenger RNA. RefSeq lists its product as uncharacterized. Lineage: Eukaryota; Fungi; Ascomycota; Sordariomycetes; Sordariales; Chaetomiaceae. Bases 1 to 1056 code for a protein of 351 amino acids. The record is from RefSeq and is a predicted model, not a curated record. Gene Ontology annotation, cellular component: nucleus. The transcript is spliced from 7 exons. Gene Ontology annotation, biological process: mRNA export from nucleus. Gene Ontology annotation, molecular function: mRNA binding.